GUUCUAUAAAUAAGCUCCAUCAGUACUCGAGCCUGCAGGGAUAAAACAGCUGCAUGAGUAUACAGCCUAGUAGAAACUAAAGAUGGGAGAGUUAGAGGGAAAAGAGAUACACUCAAGCUCUUCUUGGUUUGGUUGUACCACUCAAUGCUUCCCUAUCUCUUCUUCUUCUUCAAAGUCACCGUCUUCAGACGAACAAACUUCUGACCAAUUGUCUAAAGCAACCCAAAGAAAGCCCGGUGGAUGGAAGUCCAUGCCCUAUAUCUUAGGGAAUGAAACAUUCGAGAGAUUAGCCACUAUAGGACUGCUGGCCAACUUCACAGUAUUCUUGCUGACACAAUUUCACAUGGACCAAGUGGAAGCUUCAAAUGUUAUCAACAUCUGGUCCGGCAUCUCUAACUUUGCGCCUCUCCUUGGUGCCUUCAUUUCUGACGCCUACGUCGGCAGGUUUCGGACCAUUGCUUUCUCCUCCUUUGCUUCCCUUCUGGGAAUGGUGACCAUGGUUCUAGUUGUCUCUAUACCUCAGCUACAUCCUCCCAAAUGCACCCCAGAGCAGACCCGCCUGGAUCAAUGCAAGGGCCCCACCACUUCUCAAUUCGGUUUCCUAGUCCUAGGACUAGGGUUUCUAACCGUAGGCGCCGCCGGAAUAAGGCCAUGCAGCCUUCCCUUUGGUUUGGACCAAUUCGAUCCGACUACAGACGAAGGAAGAAAAGGAAUCAACAGCUUCUUCAAUUGGUACUACACAACUUUCACCAUAGUCCUUAUCAUUGCCCUAACCGUUGUUGUCUACAUUCAAGAUUCCGUGAGCUGGAUUCUUGGUUUCGGAAUCCCUACCGGCCUAAUGCUCUGCUCGAUUGUAUUGUUCUUUGUUGGAACAAAGCUCUACAUUUACGUGAAGCCAGAGGGCAGUGUUUUUUCCGGCAUCGGGCAGAGUGUAGUGGUGGCUUACAAGAAGCGGAAACUCCAGCUUCCGGCCGACGACAAAGUCGACGGCGUUUACUAUGAUCCACCGCUCAUGGGAAGCUUCAAGUACUCAAAGCUACAUCUCACCAAUAAGUUCAGGUUCUUAAACAAAGCUGCUAUGAUAUUAGAAGGUGAAGUAAAGCCUGAUGGGUCAAGAACAAAUCCAUGGCAACUAUGCAGUGUUCAGCAAAUCGAAGAGCUUAAAUGUCUCAUAAAAGUUAUCCCGAUAUGGGUUUCUGGUAUUAUCACUUUCCUAGCCAUGGCACAACAAGGCACUUUCACAGUCAACCAAGCCCUCAAAAUGGACAGACAUCUCGGUCCUAAUUUCCAGAUUCCAGCUGGAACUUUAUCUGUUAUAUCUAUGAUCACCUUAGGCUUAUGGAUUCCUUUUUAUGAUCGCAUUCUCGUUCCAUUCCUCCGAAAAAUAACAAAAAUCGAAGGCGGAAUCACGUUACUCCAGAGAAUCGGAAUAGGAAUAGUUUGCUCAAUCCUGUCCAUGGUUGUUGCUGGGAUUUUUGAACAGAUGCGAAGAAACUCGGCUAUUAAAAACGGAAAUAUCGAUGGAAUUGCACCCAUCUCGGUUAUGUGGCUUGCGCCGCAGCUUAUACUGAUGGGAUUUUCGGAAGCGUUUAAUAUUAUUGGACAGAUCGAAUUUUAUUACAAAGAGUUUCCGGAGAGUAUGAGAAGUUUGGCCAACUCGCUAUUUUUCAUCACAUCGGCCGGGUCGAAUUAUCUGAGCACGGUUUUAGUGACUGUGGUCCACAACUCCACGGCUAAAAACGGCAGGCCGGAUUGGUUAACGAAGAAUAUCAACGAGGGAAAAGUGGAUUAUUUUUAUUAUUUAAUCGCGGUUUUGGGAGUUUUUAAUAUGGGGUAUUUUCUAAUAGUUUCUCGGAGUUAUUGCUACACAAGUAGCAAUAUUGUUCUUGGUGGGGAGAAUAUGGAGCAUGAUGUGGAGCUCAAUGACAUCAAAAAAUGAAGCGCUAUAAUUAGUUAAUUAGCUAAAUGUAAUUAGAAAUAAUUUGUUGUUAAUGGUACGAUACAUCCAGAAAAGAAAUAAAGUAAAGCAUUUUGUCUAGA
Molecule: messenger RNA, 2040 nt
Organism: Daucus carota subsp. sativus
Lineage: Eukaryota; Viridiplantae; Streptophyta; Magnoliopsida; Apiales; Apiaceae
Product: protein NRT1/ PTR FAMILY 2.13
Exons: 4
Coding region: 83-1939 (618 amino acids)
Biological process (GO): transmembrane transport
Cellular component (GO): plasma membrane
Molecular function (GO): transmembrane transporter activity
Source: RefSeq, a predicted model, not a curated record